AUGAAUAUUACACGAAGAUUAUUAAUUGGUCGAAUGGAUAUGAUUAAUAUUGAAUGUAAACAACAAGAAAUAAAAGUUGAUACAGAUGAUGGUCUUGUAGAUUCAUUAACUAUUCAAAUAAUACUUUCAAGUUCAUGUCUUCGUCGAUUAAUUAUUACUUUUUCUAUUCUAAUCGAGUUAUUCUAUGGAAAUAAAAUAAUUGAAGAAAAAAAUUUUAUUAAACAAACUGAUAUACAAAAAUUAAUUGAUCUUAUUCAAGAAACUCAAACAAAAUUAUCAAGCCUUUCCGAAGAAUUAACAGAUGAAUCAUUACUCAGUUUACUUCAAAUUCGUAUUUAUUUAUCUAUGUUUCGACUUGGUUCUAAUUAUUCUGUUCAAGUUUAUUGA
Molecule: messenger RNA, 387 nt
Organism: Rotaria sp. Silwood2
Lineage: Eukaryota; Metazoa; Rotifera; Eurotatoria; Philodinida; Philodinidae
Source: the annotation of a GenBank genome assembly